Molecule: messenger RNA, 474 nt
Organism: Raphanus sativus (radish)
Lineage: Eukaryota; Viridiplantae; Streptophyta; Magnoliopsida; Brassicales; Brassicaceae
Product: stigma-specific STIG1-like protein 3
Exons: 1
Coding region: 16-474 (152 amino acids)
Source: RefSeq, a predicted model, not a curated record
GAUCAAAAAAACGAGAUGGGGCUUAAGAAUAUCAUAGUGGCAAUAUUUCUAAUUGCCAUAACCAUCAUCAUACUGAUUUCUACAGUAUCAGUUAGCAACAACGAAACAGAAACUCAUUUGCAAACGCAAACGCUCGUUACGAAGGAACCUCCUAGGGUGAGUCGUUUCCUAGCGCAAAAGGCGAAGAAAGAUCCUCGCAACGGUAACGCGGCUGAUCAUUGCAACAAGAACGAGGAGAUAUGCAAGAGUCGAGGAUCGUCCAACUCCACAAUGGCUUGUUGUAGUAACACGUGUGCUGAUGUGGCGUAUGAUAACGAUAAUUGUGGCGCAUGUAACAACCAAUGCAAGUUCACGCAGACUUGUUGUGGAGGAGAAUGUGUUUACUUGGCUUAUGAUAAGAGGCAUUGUGGUGAAUGUAACCAUCGUUGUUUGGUUGGUGACUUUUGUGUCUAUGGGUUGUGUAAUUACGCUUGA